AUGUUUUUGAGUACAGUACGUUGUGUUGCGAGACGAGUCGCAUCGUUACCAGCAAGUCGAUUGUGCAUAUCCGAAGAAGUUUCCGAGGCGUUGAAUGCUGGUCAUGGCGUUGUUGCUCUCGAAAGCACGGUGAUCACGCAUGGUCUUCCAAGGCCACAGAAUCUCGAACUCGCACGUAAUCUCGAGAAGAUCGUCCGAUCUUACGGAGCCACUCCAGCAACAAUAGGGUUAUUUGAUGGCAAAGUGCACAUUGGUUUAGAUGAUAACCAACUGGAACGUAUCGCAAAUGAUUUUGAUUCAAUCAAAGUUUCACGACGGGAUAUUCCAUAUUGCCUUAUUAAUAAAUUCGUCGGCGGAACCACAGUAGCCGCAACGAUGUAUUUAGCAGAUGCGGUCGGCAUACGAGUAUUUGCAACUGGUGGUUUAGGGGGAGUACACAGGGGAGUGACGGAAUCAUUCGACAUCAGCGCUGAUUUAUUGGAAUUAGCGACAACACCAGUUGCUGUCGUGUGUGCGGGCGUUAAAUCAAUUCUAGAUGUUCCAAAAACUCUUGAGUAUUUGGAAUCGAACAGUGUCGAGGUAAUCGUCUAUGGAAAAACGAUCAAUUUUCCGGGUUUCUUCACGGCUGAAACUAUUUGGAAGGCACACACAUAUACACAAUCGCUCGAAGAAAUUGCUGACAUUAUAAAUUGUAGCCGUGAUAUGGGACUGCCAAGUGCUACAGUAAUUGCGUGCCCAAUCCCUGCUGAGCAUGAAGCUGAAGGAAAACUGAUAAAUGAAGCCAUUGAAGCUGCACUUAUGGAGAGCAGAGAAGUUGGAGUGGACUCGAAAAAUGUCACACCAUUUCUGAUGAAACGAGUCAACGAACUCACUGGUGGAGCUUCCGCUAAAACAAGUAUGUUUUAA
This is a messenger RNA of Anisakis simplex (herring worm), 906 nucleotides long. NCBI's taxonomy places the organism in Eukaryota, Metazoa, Nematoda, Chromadorea, Rhabditida, Anisakidae. The record is from the annotation of a GenBank genome assembly.